GCUGAUGAUGACCUGGAGAUGACCAUGGUGUGCCAUCGGCCAGAGGGCCUUGACCAGCUAGAAGCUCAAACUAACUUCAGCAAAAGAGAGCUCCAAGUGCUCUACCGGGGCUUCAAGAAUGAGUGUCCGAGUGGCAUUGUAAAUGAGGAAACUUUCAAGCAAAUAUACUCCCAGUUCUUCCCACAUGGAGAUGCCAGCACCUAUGCACACUUCCUGUUUAAUGCAUUUGACACAACAAAUUCAGGCUCCAUAAAGUUUGAGGACUUUGUAACAGCUCUGUCCAUCCUGCUGAGGGGCUCCAUCACUGAGAAACUCCAGUGGACCUUUAACCUCUAUGAUAUCAACAGAGAUGGAUACAUCAACAAAGAAGAGAUGACAGACAUCGUCAGAGCGAUAUAUGACAUGAUGGGGAAGUACACUUACCCAGUCUUGAAAACUGACGCACCCAAACAGCAUGUGGAUGCCUUUUUUCAGAAAAUGGACAAAAACAGAGACGGGGUGGUCACUCUUGAUGAAUUCAUCUUUUCUUGUCAAGAGGAUGACAACAUCAUGAGGUCUCUACAGCUCUUUGAAAAUGUCAUCUAGACAACAAAGAAGAGGGAAAUGCAGUGCAACAGACACAAGCACGGACCAAGAGAGGAGAAGCAAACAAAGAAAAAAGAGAAGGAGAUGA
Messenger RNA from Scomber scombrus (Atlantic mackerel), 673 nucleotides. RefSeq names its product Kv channel-interacting protein 1. Gene Ontology annotation, molecular function: calcium ion binding; potassium channel regulator activity; transmembrane transporter binding. The record is from RefSeq and is a predicted model, not a curated record. Gene Ontology annotation, biological process: regulation of potassium ion transmembrane transport. NCBI's taxonomy places the organism in Eukaryota, Metazoa, Chordata, Actinopteri, Scombriformes, Scombridae. The transcript has 7 exons. Bases 19 to 585 code for a protein of 188 amino acids. Gene Ontology annotation, cellular component: voltage-gated potassium channel complex.